This is a messenger RNA of Anoplophora glabripennis (Asian longhorned beetle), 397 nucleotides long. Its product is annotated as potassium/sodium hyperpolarization-activated cyclic nucleotide-gated channel 2-like. NCBI's taxonomy places the organism in Eukaryota, Metazoa, Arthropoda, Insecta, Coleoptera, Cerambycidae. Gene Ontology annotation, molecular function: monoatomic ion channel activity. Gene Ontology annotation, cellular component: membrane. Gene Ontology annotation, biological process: transmembrane transport; monoatomic ion transport. The transcript is spliced from 2 exons. The record is from RefSeq and is a predicted model, not a curated record. The annotation marks the transcript as partial.
UUUGUAUUGGGAGUUCUUCAUGUUCUUUUUGUUUACCGCUCUGUACGUGGUUAUUCCUGUAGAUGCGUCCGUAGUAAUAAUGCAAAAAAAAGACUACAUUUAUUAUACUAAAUGCGUUUUGGAUCUGAUGCAUGUGGCUGAUAUGACAAAAAUAUUCUUUACUGGCUACUACCACGAGGAAAAAAGCAAAGUUAUGUUAAGCCCGUCGAAAAUCGCCAAGCGGUACCUGACUAGUUAUUUCUUUUUCGACCUCUUGUCUUGCAUACAUUCCUUCAUGUUACUUAUAAGAUACUUUGUGACAGUCGACACUUUAGUUCUACUGGCCGUAAGGACUCUUGUCUUACUGAAAAUGGUCAGGCUAGGCAGAUGGGUGGAUAUAGCGGAGUUAUUUCGGCAG